Messenger RNA from Colletotrichum truncatum, 678 nucleotides. RefSeq lists its product as uncharacterized. The record is from RefSeq and is a predicted model, not a curated record. Lineage: Eukaryota; Fungi; Ascomycota; Sordariomycetes; Glomerellales; Glomerellaceae.
AUGAAAGGAAUCAAUGCAGCCAUCGGUGGCGUCCUCGCCGCGAUCAUCGGUCAAGUCCAAGCGAACUCUGACAUCGUCUCGCUUUUCACCAAUGGCGGUGCCUACAUCCAGGAGGCAAGCGCAACACUUGUUCUCCCCAAGCUCCCCAGCUCCGUGUCUGGAGAUGUGGCCAUCUGGAGCGCCAUUAUGAUGGAGAACCAGGCGUCCUUCCUCCAGGGCGUUACAUCGAACUCGCCUAGUGGAUCCUACUGCGGUGACGGUGGAAAGAAUUGGUGCAACUUUGCGUAUACCUUGGUUGGCAGCACACCCACUGUUGGCAAGCCCGUGACCGCCUCUGCUGGAUCCACGGUGAGAACACACUACAAGUUGAACUCUUCGACUCAACUGUGGGAUCAAAAUGUCUACGUUGACGGAAAGCUCGUUUCUUCCGUGUCUACCAGCAAGGGACAACGAGGCGAGAUCUUCUACAUCUCCAUUGAGUGCGCCUCCGGCAACUGCGCCGCCACCCCAGCCCACAGCUGGAAGGACGUUUCCAUUGUCCUCAACAAGGCUGACCAAAGCUUCGGACACUCCGGAGGAUGGGAACAUGGUGCUACCGGCGGCGCAAUGUCGUCCCCGGAUGGUGGAAAGACCUGGAAAUUCGCCACCCUUAGCAUUCCUGCCCAGAAGGCUCAGUAG